Molecule: messenger RNA, 213 nt
Organism: Tetrapisispora phaffii CBS 4417
Lineage: Eukaryota; Fungi; Ascomycota; Saccharomycetes; Saccharomycetales; Saccharomycetaceae
Gene: RPB10
Product: DNA-directed RNA polymerase core subunit RPB10
Exons: 1
Coding region: 1-213 (70 amino acids)
Biological process (GO): transcription by RNA polymerase I; transcription by RNA polymerase II; tRNA transcription by RNA polymerase III
Cellular component (GO): RNA polymerase II, core complex; RNA polymerase III complex; RNA polymerase I complex
Molecular function (GO): zinc ion binding; DNA binding; DNA-directed RNA polymerase activity
Source: RefSeq, a predicted model, not a curated record
AUGAUUGUUCCAGUUAGAUGUUUUUCAUGUGGUAAGGUUGUUGGUGACAAAUGGGAAAGUUAUCUAAACAUGUUACAAGAAGAUGAGUUAGAUGAAGGUACUGCAUUAUCAAGAUUGGGUUUAAAAAGAUACUGUUGUAGAAGAAUGAUUCUAACCCAUGUUGAUCUAAUCGAGAAGUUUUUAAGAUACAACCCAUUAGAAAAAAGAGAUUAG